Molecule: messenger RNA, 291 nt
Organism: Lathyrus sativus (Indian pea)
Lineage: Eukaryota; Viridiplantae; Streptophyta; Magnoliopsida; Fabales; Fabaceae
Source: the annotation of a GenBank genome assembly
AUGAACACGUGGUCAAUGCAUCCUAAAUGUAAAAAAAUUAUGUCAGAAAGUUGGAACUCUAGUGUCAUAGGUUUUCCAAUAUACACUCUCAAUAGAAAAAUUAAAAUUCUCAAAGACAACUUAAAAAGUUGGAAUACUAAUACCUUUGGCAACAUUCAUGAAAUUCUUAAGAGGGUUAAGGAUAAUAUUGAGGCUAUCCAAUUUCCUAUUGAUACUAGUGGCUAUAAUGACUCUCUUAUGAAUCAAGAAAGGCACGUUCAAUUGGAGCUGGAGCUGGAUAUCUCCUAUUAA